Rotaria socialis is the source of this 486-nucleotide messenger RNA. The record is from the annotation of a GenBank genome assembly. Lineage: Eukaryota; Metazoa; Rotifera; Eurotatoria; Philodinida; Philodinidae.
AUGGAAGAAACAAAUACAGAUUCAACGGUUUGUGAACCAGUGAUUCUUGGUACUAAACCAGUUAUUCGAGGUAAUAAUCGAGCAGCCAUUCGUGGUAAUAAUCAAACAAUUAUUCCUGGUAGCAAUGAACCUGCUAUUUUUGAAAAAGGUAUAAAAGGAACAGUUGUUACUGUGAACCGGAUGAAAUAUUGUGCAUUUAUAAAACGGAAAGAUAAAAUUGAAUCUCGAGAUAUAUUUGCUCGAGAAGCAUCAAUCCUUAAUGAAAUUCAUCAAAAACAAUUUCUAGUUGCAGACACCUGUAAGUUCGAUAUUAUGAAAACCCAACGUGGUGUAAAACCUGUGAAUAUUAAGAUCGAGGAACGUAACAUUAGCAGUAUUUCAAAAUUACCGAAAAUACCAAAAAAAAAGAAAACAAUGAACAACAGACACAAAUUUCAUCGAAACUCUUUAAAUCAACAAUUACGGAACUAUUUCGCCAAGUCUUGA